Molecule: messenger RNA, 2174 nt
Organism: Solenopsis invicta (red fire ant)
Lineage: Eukaryota; Metazoa; Arthropoda; Insecta; Hymenoptera; Formicidae
Product: major facilitator superfamily domain-containing protein 1
Exons: 7
Coding region: 316-1860 (514 amino acids)
Biological process (GO): transmembrane transport
Cellular component (GO): lysosome
Molecular function (GO): transmembrane transporter activity
Source: RefSeq, a predicted model, not a curated record
UGUGUAUACUGUCUUCGAAUGACGCAUACCGACUGACAGAUUAGCCGAUCAACAAUGAGGGCACUCGGCAGUCGCGCGAUGCAGUCUGAGUAGUCGUCAGGCGUCAUUCCAGCGAUCGCGGCUGAUCGCCGAUUCUUUUUGUUCACUAGACCGCGUGCGUGAUGACGUGAAGGAACGGACAACGCUACGUGCAAUAGAACAAAUUAAUCACUGCCUGGACUCUAUUACCUGUGGAGUAACUCUGCUGUCUGGAACAACAAAGCACGUGACUUGUUUGAACAAUAACGACAAAAACAUUGCUAUAACAAUAACGAUAUGGAGGGAGGUGUAGUAGAAAACUCGGACGGAGAUAAUCUGGACAGAUCCGACGAUGAGGUGGCCCUUCAAGGAUGCUGCAGCCCGAAAAAGGUGCCUUACCGAUUUUUGGGCUUGGCACUUAUGUGUCUGCUCGGAUUUGGUUCGUACUUCUGCUUCGAUAAUCCUGGAGCAUUACAAGAUAAUUUUAAAACUGACUUGCACAUGUCAACCAGUACAUUCGUUCUGCUUUAUUCCAUAUAUUCGUGGCCAAAUGUCAUUCUAUGCUUCAUUGGUGGAUUCCUAUUGGAUAGCGUAUUUGGAAUUCGGUUAGGUACAGUGAUAUACAUGGGACUUACAUUAAUUGGCCAGAUCAUCUUUGCAACUGGCGCUAUGAUUGAUACUUUUUGGCUAAUGAUGCUUGGUCGAUUUGUCUUUGGAAUCGGUGCAGAAUCGUUGGCGGUUGCUCAAAACAGUUACGCGGUCCUUUGGUUCAAAGGUAAAGAAUUAAAUAUGGUGUUUGGGCUGCAGUUGAGCUUCGCUCGGGUAGGAUCGACCGUCAACUUUUUAGUAAUGGAACCAGUAUACAAUUAUGUAUCUCAAUAUUAUAAAGGCCCAAAAUGCAUCGGCGUAGUUCUCUUCCUCGCAGCUCUCACCUGUGUGAUGUCGAUGAUAUGCGCCUGUGUAUUGGGUUUUAUGGACAAACGGGCCGAAAGAUUGCUUCGACGAGGAGAAGGACAAGAACCACAGGUUGUUAGCCUAAAGGACGUCAAGGAUUUCAAGCCAAUCUUUUGGUUGGUUGCAAUCAUUUGCAUUGCUUAUUAUGUUGCAAUAUUUCCCUUCAUUGCUUUAGGAAAAGUAUUUUUUGAACGAAAGUAUGAAUAUGAUCCAUCCGCUGCAAAUACAGUGAAUUCUCUUGUUUACUCAAUAUCGGCGAUAGCUUCACCUCUCUUAGGUUAUAUCGUGGACAGAGUGGGUAAAAAUGUAUCAUGGGUAUUUAUUAGCAUCUGUGUGACUAUUGUUGCUCAUGGGUUACUUGCUUUUACCUAUUUAAAUCCCUACGCGUGUAUGAUUCUUAUGGGAUUAGCAUAUUCUAUGCUCGCUAGUAGCUUGUGGCCUCUGAUUGCUCUCGUUACGCCAGAACAUCAGCUUGGGACGGCUUACGGAAUAGCACAAUCUGUACAAAACUUGGGCCUCGCUGUAGUCGCGAUUGUGGCUGGUAUAAUUGUCGAUAAAGGAGGAUAUUUAAUGCUCGAGAUGUUCUUCCUCGGUUGGCUCUGGAUUUCACUGAUAACUGCCGGUGCAAUCUGGGUGACGGACAUGGCAAUGAGUGGUGGUUAUCUCAACAUGACACCAGGACAAAGAGAACGAUAUGAGGCAGUUCAAUGCACGCCUGAAAGUUUGGAGCGAGAAAAAUUGCUGUCAUCGGAAUGUACAUCGGAUUUCUCAGCUGACAGUCUUAUGCAACCACAAUCUGACAUUAGUAUACGAAAUCGUUAUUUGUCUCGUAUUGGUGCAAUGGUACCGCCUCAUGCGAUUACACCGAUUCAUAGACCAUUACGAUGAUAAUUUAGUUGCAAAUUCUUAAUAUAUAGGUGUGUAAAAGAUACUUUUAAAUUUCGUCGAAAUGUUCGCUCAUUGUGUCUUCCUAUUACACACAGCUUGAUCUGUGAUAAUUUCGUGACGCAGUUCUAUUCAAGAUCUUUUUUAAUUGUAUCGUGGCCGUGUUUUGAUAGACUCGAUCGCUGUCGAUAUUACAACAUUGCAUAAUAUGUGUUAUAUUGAAACUUUUAUUAAUUUUUAUGGCGAUGUCACAAUUAUAUCUUUUAUCAAUGAUGAUUGUGGAGUGUAAAUCAUUGAUCUCUACCUCUAAAAAGAGA